Messenger RNA from Nothobranchius furzeri (turquoise killifish), 3356 nucleotides. The record is from RefSeq and is a predicted model, not a curated record. Lineage: Eukaryota; Metazoa; Chordata; Actinopteri; Cyprinodontiformes; Nothobranchiidae.
AUCGUGCAUUUUAAGUAGAAGUAAAAUCACCUGUUGCAGUCACACUGCAUGUUUUGUUUUUUAGUGUAAAAGUACAACAAAACGAGGAUAAUUCAAUUAAACAGACAAAAUACAAAUGGACCAGAAAAUACUCAUGAAAUCACAAAAUUGAUUCGUUAUGCUGCGAAAUGAAUAUAAGAAGUCGGGAUCACAACUUCACCGCAAGUAUUGCCUGCUAAUACGUAGUUUUUCGUUUUAUUUUUGUUCGUAUCUGCGAAACAGAAACCACGGCAGCCAUGAUUCUCAUGAAACCCCCUUCAAUGAUUUCUCGUUCUGGUCUCGCGAUAUUUGCUGAGCGGUUGCGUUGUUCGGGCGAGCCGACGACGAGACCGUUGGUGUCUGGAAAAAUUGUCUCGUGGUAGAGAUAUAAGUACACUUUGUUUGGGCAUUUUCGUUCGUUAAUAAAAUUAAUAAUUUCGCGCGCUAAACCACGGUGUAAUUGGCUUCCUGAAUCACUCUGAGGAAUGGCUGCUGCUGAGGUGAAUGGGAGUUCUGCUCCAUUAAAGGAGGAAGAAGAGCCAAUGGAUGUGUCAAUAACACACACAGAAAACUACCAAACACUACUUGAUGCUGGGCUGCCUCAGAAAGUCGCUGAAAGUCUAGAUAACAUCUUCCAGACAGGCUUGGUGGCUUAUGUUGACUUGGACGAAAGGGCCAUUGAUGCUCUGCGAGAGUUCAAUGAAGAGGGAGCGCUCACGGUGCUGCAGCAAUUCAAAGAGAGUGACCUAUCUCAUGUGCAGAAUAAAAGUGCGUUCCUUUGUGGAGUCAUGAAAACAUACAGACAGAGGGAAAAACAAGGAAGCAAGGUACAAGAGUCCACCAAGGGUCCAGAUGAGUCCAAAAUAAAGUCUCUGUUGGAGAGGACAGGAUACACUCUGGACGUGACUACAGGGCAGAGAAAAUAUGGAGGCCCUCCACCUGAGGACGUAUACACAGGCUCACAACCAGGGAUUGGAACUGAGGUGUUUGUUGGGAAAAUCCCCAGGGAUCUUUAUGAAGAUGAGCUUGUGCCUCUGUUUGAGUCUGCUGGUGCCAUCUGGGACCUCAGGUUAAUGAUGGACCCCCUGUCUGGUCAGAACAGAGGUUAUGCUUUCAUCACAUACUGCAAUAAAGAUGAUGCACAAAAGGCUGUGAAGCUAUGUGAUAACCAUGAAAUUCGCCCUGGCAAGUACUUGGGAGUUUGUAUAUCUGUUGCAAACAAUCGCUUGUUUGUUGGAUCCAUUCCCAAGAACAAGACACGGGAAAGUAUACUGGAGGACUUUGGGAAAGUGACAGAGGGUCUGCAGGAUGUGAUACUGUAUCACCAGCCAGAUGACAAGAAGAAAAACCGCGGUUUCUGUUUUCUGGAGUACGAGGAUCACAAGUCUGCAGCACAGGCACGUCGCCGCCUAAUGAGUGGGAAGGUCAAAGUGUGGGGCAACCCUGUGACAGUGGAGUGGGCUGACCCUGUUGCUGAACCAGACCCAGAAGUCAUGGCCAAGGUAAAAGUGCUUUUUGUCAGGAAGCUGGCUACAGCUGUGACUGAAGAACUUCUGGAGAAAACCUUCUCCCAGUUUGGGAAGCUGGAACGGGUGAAAAAGUUGAAAGACUAUGCUUUUGUCCAUUUUGAAGAUAGGGAUGCUGCUGUAAAGGCUAUGGAUGAGAUGAAUGGGAAGGAGCUUGGAGGUGAGGUAAUUGAGAUUGUUUUGGCAAAGCCCCCAGACAAGAAAAGGAAAGAGCGCCAAGCAGCUCGGCAGACCACCAGGAGUGGCGGGUAUGAUGACUACUACUACUACCCACCUCCACGCAUGCCAUCACUAGGCAGAGGAAGGGGUCGUGGUGGCCGGGGAGGCUAUGCCUAUCCACCUGAUUACUAUGGCUAUGACGAUUACUAUGACGAUUACUAUGGCUACGAUUAUCACGACUACCGCGGUGGCUAUGAGGACCCUUACUACGGCUAUGAAGAUGUGUACAGCAUGAGGAGUCGUGGUACUCGCCCCAGCAGGGGUGGACCUCCACCACCUAGGGCUCGCGGGGCUCCAACAGCACGAGGUCGGGGUGGCUUUGCACAAAGGGGGCCACCCCUUGGAGGUCCACGUGGCGCUCGAGGAGGACGUGGAACCCCUUUCCAACCUCAGAGGGGCCGUGGUCCUCGCGGUGCCAGGGGUAAUCGUGGCGGGAACGUUGGCGGAAAGAGGAAGGCAGAUGUGUUUACCCAGCCCGACUCCAAGCGCCGCCAGACCAACAACCAGCAGAACUGGGGGUCCCAGCCCAUCGCCCAGCAGCCCUUGCAGCAGGGGGCCGACUAUUCCGGUGGAGAAGAAACGAGAGCGGCACCACUAGAAUGAGGAACUCACCUGAACGGUACUCAAGGAAAUGUGUCUAUAUGUUGCCUCUUGUCACCAGGCAGUAAGCUGCUCGCGCCCAUGUGACUGAGUUCACAGAAAUGGAAGGGACUGAUUGGUAAGGUUUCACUACCAACUAAUGCUCAGAAAGACAUCAUGCUAUUUAGCGGAAUUAAAUCCUUGGAUGUCAGGUUUACUGUUUUUAUGAAUAAGCUUUAUUGUAAAUACAGAUGUAAUAACUAUUAAAGGCAUUAGUAUCCAUCUUUCUGAACAUUUGUUGGGUUUGAGCUUAAAUUGAGAACCUUUGCCAGAUUUUUUUUUUGGCAUGUCUGUGGACAUUUUCUUUUUAAGUUCCAGGUUACAGUAAUUGCAAAGGGUGCAAAGCAGAACCGCUGCAGGAUUUCAGACACUUCAGAAUGGACUCGCCCACACCAAAGUCCAGGAGGUUCUGCCAGCUGGAUUGCUGUCCUCCCUGCAGUCGAUUGAAGGUCGAAUGGCUGAAAAGGAGGAUGUGCCGCACUACACCUUCAGAUUCAUCUUCCUCAACAGAUUUCUUGUACAGAAAUUGCAAAUACUCAAAUAAAUGUCUUGGUAAAGCAGAUUGAGAAGAGAGACUCUGUGUUAACUUCUAAACAACAGAUUGACAGGCUGCUCAGACCUGGAUCUUCCUACUUUAAUCUCAACCCUUUUGAGGUGUUGCAGAUCGAUCCAGAAGCAACAGAUGAUGAACUGAAGAAAAGAUUUCGUGCAGUAAGAACACAUUUUCAUCUUUAGUUUAUGCAAAAACAUUUUUAUUGCAUAUAGCCUACGUCUUUAAUCCUCUCCUCAGCUGUCCAUUUUAGUCCAUCCAGACAAAAAUCAGGAUGAUCCUGACCGAGCACAGAAGGCUUUUGAAGUUGUGGAUAAAUCAUACAAACUGCUUUUGGAGCCAGAGCAGAAGAAACGAGCUGUUGAUGUGAUUCAAGCAGGAAAAGAGUAUGUCGAACAUAUGGU